AUGCAAAACCAAUUUAAUAAUCAACAACAAUACCAUAUGUAUAUGCAACAACAACAACAACAACAACAACAACAACAACAACAACAACAACAACAACAACAACAACAACAACAACAACAACAACAACAACAAAAUGGAUAUAAUAACAAUAAUAAUAAUAUGAUGGGAGGGGGUGGACAAAAUUUUUAUAAUCAAAUGGGUAGUAAUAAUAGUAAUAAUAAUAAUAAUAAUAAUAUGAUGAUGGGAGGGGGUGGACAAAAUUUUUAUAACCAAAUGAUGUAUAACCAACAAAUGCAACAACAAAAUCCAAAUUUUUAUAACCAAAUGAUGUAUAACCAACAAAUGGGUGGUAAUUUCAAUCCACAACAAAUGAUGGGUAAUAAUAAUAAUAAUAUGAUGAUGGGUGGAUUUGGCUCAUUCAUUUCACCAAAUCAACAACAACAACAACCAUCCCCACAAGCUUCAAAGGAAAAAGAGAAUCCAUUAUUACAAUAUUUCCCAGAAUUGGCAUUAAAACAACAACAAUCACCACAACAACCCCAAUUUUCAAAUGGAGUAUUACAACCAACAACUAGUAAUAAUCCACCAGUUGUUUUACCAGGUGGUAAAAGAAAUUAUGAUAUCUUAAAGGAUAUGAUAGAAGAGGAUAUAAAACCAUUAUCUGUUGAAAAAGAGAAAUCAAGUUUGAGUGUUGAAAAAAAUAAUUAUGAUCACGUGAUAUCACCAAAUACUUCCUCACCCCAAUCAUCAUCAUCAUUACCACAAAAUCAACAACCACAACCACAACCUAAUUCAUUCGAUGGAAUGCUUCAACAACAAAAUCAACAAAGACAACAAAACCAACCCUUUCCACACCAACAUCCACAACACCCUCAACAACAAUAUCCACAACAACAUCCACAACAACAUCCACAACAACAUCCACAACAACAUCCACAACAACAUCCACAACAAGGUUUUAAUUACCCAGUGGGUCAAAAUAAUAUGCAAUACCUUCAACAACCACAGCAACAGGGAUUCAAUUACCCAGCAGCAGCGGUUCAAAAUAAUAUGCAAUUUUCUCAACCACAGUUUAAUACAACUAGUAAUAGUAAUGAUGAUGAUUUUGGUGAUUUUGAAUCAGGUUCACAGGAUUUUACAUCUGCAUCUCAACAAAUGCAGCAACCACAACUACAGCAACCACAGCAACAACCACAAUCACAGCAUAACUUUAAUUUUGGAUUACCAUUUAGUAGUGAAUCAACAACAUCAUCCGGAAGUGUUGGUAAAUCUUCAAUUUCUAACCAACAACCAGCAUCACUAUCUGGUGGUUCAAUUGAUAAAAGUAAUAUUCAUCAACAACAACAACCAUCAAUUACUAAUGAAACAACACCAACACCAACACCAACACCAGCACCAAUACCAACACCAACACCAGCACCAACACCAGCACCACAACAAGAUGACACACCAAUUGAUUUAGAAAAAAUGAUGAGAGAAUCGAAAAGAUUAGCAGGUAUUGUUAAACCUGAAGUUUUACAAACUCAAUCACCACCAUCAACUACUGCACCAAUAAACACUAAAUCUAAAUAUGAUUGGUCAAGUGGAAACUAUAGCAACAUUUUCGACACUGUAAAUAAAGAAGUUGAUUUCUUCUCUGCCCCAACAAUGGAAUCAACACCACCACCACAAAUAAUUAAACCCACAUCAACAACCACUACUGAUUUACCAAUUGGUUCUUCUGAUAAAUUACCAGCAACCACAACAACAACAACAACAGCAACAGCGACAGCAACAGCAAAAACAGAUGACGAUGAUUUUGGUGAUUUUAAUACAUCAUCAUCAUCUUUCCCAACAACAGCAACAGCAACAACUCAAAAGAAUGAUGAUGAUUUUAAUACAUCAUCUUUCCCAACAACAGCAGCAACAACAACUCAAAAGAAUGAUGAUGAUUUUGGCGAUUUUAAUACUUCACCAUCAUCUUUCCCAACAACAACAACAACAACAACAACAACAACAACAACAAAAACAGAUGAUGAUUUUGGCGAUUUUAAUACAUCAUCACCAUUCCCAUCAACAUUAACCGACAAUAAUAAUAAUAAUAAUAAUAAUAAUAAUAAUAAUAAUAAUAAUAAUAAUAAUAAUAAUAAUAAUAAUAAUAAUAAUAAUAAUAAUAAUAAUAAUAAUAAUAACAAUAGUAAUAUUAUAGCUCCAAAUGCAGGUUCUGUAAAGAAUGAAUUGAAUUUAAGUACGCAAUUUAACGAUGCAACAAAACAAGUUUUUGGAGGAAUUAAUAAUAACAACAACAACAAUAAUAGUAGUAGUAUUUCGAAUGUAGUAAGUGGAGGUAGUCGUAAUAAUAUAGAAUUGUUUGAAAGUGAUACAUUUUCACCACCAAUUAAUCAAGUUAAUACUAUUGAAUUAGUACCUUCUAUCGGAUCAAUUACACCAUCAACUCAACCUCCAUCAUUAAAUAAUUCAACCACUUUUAUUUCACCACCAUCUUCUAAUAAUUCACCAUUACCAAUUAGAAAGAAUAGUAAUGGUAGUAAUAAUAGUACUAAUAAUAAUAAUAGUAACAAUAUAAUACUACCAUCACCAACUGGUAGUAGAUCAAAAUUACCACCAAUUAUUGCACCUGCAAUAACUUCAACAGCAAAUCCUAAAUCAUCAUUAUCAUCAACCUUUAAAAAUAGUUCACUAAAUACUUUAGCUUCAAAACAACAACAACAACAACCAAUAAGUUCACUAACAGAUUUUUCAUUUGAUGAAAUUUUACUUCCAACAUCAUCAUCAUCAGCAACAAAAGAUACAACAACAACAACUAUCAAACCAAUUGCAACUAAAGAUGAUAAUGAUAGUUUUGGUGAUUUUACAGAUUUCCCUUCACAACCACCACCAUCAUCAUCAUCUUUUACUUCAACAUUUAAUGAUUUCCCAACUUUAACACCAAUUAGUAGUAAUUCAACUAAAAUUAAAAAUAUUAAUAAUAAUAAUAAUAACAAUAUAAAUACAAAUAAUGCAGGACAAGGAUUAUUAGAUGAUAUUUAUAAAUCAUUAAUUGAAGAUGAAAGAUUAAUUGAAGCAUUGGAAUGUCAAAAAUAUAUGAAAGAAGGUACAGAUUUAAAUGAUGAGAAAUUGAAUCAAAUGAUUAUGAAAUGGACAGGUAAAGACUUUUUAAAAUAUCAUUAUCAUAUUAAUCAUAUGAUUAAAUUAUUACAAUCUAAAAAUAUAUCAAAAGAAAAGAUUGAUUCAUUCUUUAAUCAAUUCCAAUAUCAAUCAUUAGUAACACUAGCAAAAAAAGAUUUAUUAUUAGCAAUUGAAUUACAAAAUAAAUCUAAAAAUUUCACUCAAAAUUUAUUAUUAAAUGAAAAGAAAGAACAAAUUAAAAUGAUAUUAAGUAAUACAGAUCCAAAUAGUAAUAAUGAUAAUAAUCAAUUUUCAACAUCAAAUUUAUUAUUUGACAUUGAUUCAAAUAAUAGUGGUAGUAAGAAUAAAUCAACAGUACAACCAAUUUUAAUGACUCAAUAUCAAGUUGAAAUCACUUCAAUUACAUUACAACAUUGUUUAGAUGAAUUAGAGCAAUCUUUAGAUGUAUUAAUAACUAUAAAGAAUCAAAUUGUAAAUGAUAUACCAUUAGGAAAAAGAGUGAAGGAAUCACAAAAGUAUAAAGAAUUUUUAUCAUCAUUAUCUGAAAUCUAUUCAAUAGCAUAUCAAGUUAAUCAUACAAUUCAAAGUUCAAUAAGAAAUGAUAAUAAUAACAAUACAGCAUUAACAUUUAAAAAAUUAAAUAAUAUUUGGAAUUCUAUAAUACCAUAUUUCCAAGAGAUUCAACUUUCAUAUUAUGAUGGUAUGAAAUCAUGUAAUACAACUCCAAUCUCUGUUAAUCAAAAAUCUUGUUACAUUUGUGGUACCAUUUUAGAUAAUUUCAUUGACAAUAUAACUCAACAUAACAACCAUUUCUAUCAUAUGAAAUGUGCUAAUUUUUGGGCAAAUAUUAUAAAUGUUAAUUUACCACUUUAA
Messenger RNA from Dictyostelium discoideum AX4, 4002 nucleotides. RefSeq lists its product as hypothetical. The transcript has 3 exons. The record is from RefSeq and is a predicted model, not a curated record. Bases 1 to 4002 code for a protein of 1333 amino acids. NCBI's taxonomy places the organism in Eukaryota, Evosea, Eumycetozoa, Dictyosteliales, Dictyosteliaceae.